Penicillium angulare is the source of this 960-nucleotide messenger RNA. RefSeq names its product ceramidase. Gene Ontology annotation, biological process: ceramide catabolic process; ceramide biosynthetic process. Gene Ontology annotation, cellular component: endoplasmic reticulum membrane. The transcript has 4 exons. Lineage: Eukaryota; Fungi; Ascomycota; Eurotiomycetes; Eurotiales; Aspergillaceae. The record is from RefSeq and is a predicted model, not a curated record. The coding region runs from base 1 to 960 and encodes 319 amino acids.
AUGCCGUGGUCUAUUCCCCAUAUCCCAUACCCGUCGUCUAAGCCUGGGUUUUGGAGUCCCGUCACCUCUACUCUCAACUGGUGCGAAGAGGAUUACUAUGCCACCGUUUAUGCCGCUGAGAUCGUUAACACCUUGACCAACCUCCUCUUCAUGUGGUUAGGUAUCAAGGGUAUAAUGAGCUGUCGGCGCAACCAGCAUGCGCAGGUCUUCCAGGUAGCCUUGGUGGGAUACUUGGUGCUGACCGCUAUAUGCCGCUCAGACCCCAUGCAACUAGUGGAUGAGCUAUCAAUGAUUUAUACGACAUGUUUGAUGGCCUACGCGAGCUUCUCCUAUACUCGCCCGCUGAGUGUGCGCGUUGUUCUAGCUGUCUCGCUCACAUUCCUAUCCGUCUUUAUUACCCUAUAUUAUCACUAUCUUCAGGAUCCAGUUUUCCACCAGAAUGCAUAUGCAAUUCUCACAACAGUUGUCGUCCUGCGCAGCAUGCAUACGAUGGAAGUUACCCUUCGACCCCGGUGGCGUAAGUCGCGGGAGGAAGACCGACUGUAUAGACAGAAGCAAGGACUCCCAGUACCCAGCAAAGAACGCCAACACUACGAGAAUGUACGAGAUAUGAAAACCCUCAAGACAAUGUGGUUCAUGGUGGUUUAUGGCCUCACCAUGUUUCUCGGCGGAUUCGCAAUCUGGAACCUGGAUAAUGUUUACUGCUCCAACAUUCGCCGGUGGAGGCGGCAAGUGGGCCUACCGUGGGGUAUCUUUUUGGAAGGCCAUGGUUGGUGGCAUAUUAUGACUGGUAUCGGCGCAUAUCUCUACAUUGUCUGGGGUAUCUGGCUACGACACUGUCUCAACGGACACCAAGACGACUAUCAUCUGCGUUGGGCGCAUUUUUGGCAAAUCCCAGAAGUUAUUCGUACCACACCUGCAACAGAGACCAGCGUAUCCCGAGACAAAAAGUCUACCUAA